UUCUCUUGCCCAAUAGGCAGCGAGAAAGUAGGGGCAGCCUUUUAAGCGGCGGCCCGCUCAUCCAAUACACUCAGGGGUCGCCCUUAGAUUGAUGUGCGGCUGGACCAUUGGGAAGGCGCGAGCCUAGGUCGAGGAAAAGCAGGAAGCGGCCGAGGAGGCGGAGGCAGCGGCAGUCGGGAGAGGGGCCUGGGGGGCUGAGGAGCCGCUGGACCGCCCGCCCCCGCCGCCACCGCCCUCCUCCCCGUCGCCGCGGCGGCGCCCUGAGAGGCCGGAGCCAGGCCGAACCUUCUGAAAUCCUCACCAUGGGUGACAUGAAGACCCCAGAUUUUGAUGACCUCUUGGCAGCUUUUGAUAUUCCCGAUAUUGACACGAAUGAGGCCAUCCACUCUGGCCAUGAGGAGGCAGAGGCUCACAUCAAGCCCAUCCCCGUUGAGACUGUGGUUCCUGACCAUGUGCUGCCCCAUGCCGACAUCACCACAGUCAGUGUCAUUGUGAAGAACACAGUCUGCCCUGAGCAGCUCGACCCUGUGGACGGCCGUGUCAAAGACGGCCAUGGGGUGGGCCCCCGCCUGCUGCAGAAUGGUUUUGCUGCUCCUGAGACACCCCACUCCCCGCCUGCCCGCCCAGUGGAAGCGGCUGCCCCUGCCAACGGGGAGUGCUGGGCACCCAAAGAGAAGGCCCAAAGCCUGGAACUUUUCUCACACUUCAGCCCUGAUCCAAACGAGGACCAUGCGGCCAACCUCAUUGAUCGGCCACGAGAAUGCAAACCAAAAGAGAAGACCCUUUCUGUGCCUUCCCUCUCCCCACCCCCCACCCUUUCUUCUGCCCCGUCCUUGGACUGCCAAGAACCUGCCAGGGAGAGCGCUGGGCUGCUCCCUCCAGCGUUUCCACAAUCAUUCGAAACGUGUUCAGCGAGUGGAAUAAGCCUUCCGCCGCCACUGCCUCCCCCGCCUCCCCCUCCCCCUGCAGCCCCCCUCACCAUCAAGCAAGAGUCGGACUGUGAGGUGCCCUGUCGGGGGGCCAGUCCCUUGGGUCGCCCAAAGUCGGGUUCCGUUUGCUAUUCUACAGACAAUUCCCCCAUCACACCCUGGCCUGAGUCGGACACCAGUGCGAACCUCGAGAGCAACUCCAGCACCGCCCCCGAAGUCAAGCCCUCUCCCUCCAGCCCUCCGGACCAGCUCUUCAAAGGUUCUCUGAAAGCAGAAGGGAGUCCCGGAGUCUCGGCCUCCCCGAAACAUUUGGAAGGGGGAAACCUGAAGGAAGAGCCCGUUGAGAAACCCCUGCAGUGCCCUGCAGAGGCAUCUAGUGGGGAGGAGGAGGAGGAGGAGGAUGAGAGUGCCAGUUCUCCAUCAUCCAAUUCUUCGCGCCCCCUCAAGGUAAGGAUCAAGACCAUCAAAACCUCGUCGGGAAGCAUCACCAGGACGGUAACGAGGGUCUCUUCGGACUCGGAGCCUGGAGCCGCCAAGCUGUCCUCGGAGAACAACCCACAAGAGGCCAACUCUGCCAAAGAAACUGCCCUCCCGACCCCUGCCGAGAAAGAAGAGGGCACGGUGGAGCCCCCCAGCCCCAAAAUGGUGGCCCCCAGCCCCUUGAAGGUCAUCGAAGGGCCCAAAGUGGUCAGUGUGCAGCUGGGCGAUGGCACCAAAAUCAAGGGGACCGUGCUGCCCGUCUCCACCAUCCAGAACGCCAGCAGUGCCAUGCUGAUGGCGGCCAGCGUGGCCCAGCAGAAGGCCGUGGUGUUGCCCAGCAAAGCCGUGGCCAAGAACAUCAUCAGCUUGGUGCCCCAGGCCCUCCCCAAAGCCAACGAUGCCAGGGCGGGGGCCGGCGGCACCCUGGCCCAGCCAGCCACGGUCACCACCGUGGCCAACCAGAAGGUCAACGGCACCACGGUGGUGGUGAUGCAGCCCCAGAAGUCGUCGCCCACCCUGGCUGGCACGGUCAUCUCCCGCAGCCAGUCCAGCCUGGUGGAGGCCUUCAACAAGAUCCUGAACAGCAAGAACCUCCUGCCCACCUACAAGCCCAACCUGAUCCCCCCGGCCGACUCCAGCCUGAGCCUCCCGCCGCUCGGCUACCGCUGCCUGGAGUGCGGCGACGCCUUUGCCCUGGAGAAGAGCCUGGCCCGCCACUACGACCGGCGCAGCAUGCGCAUCGAGGUGACCUGCAACCACUGCACCAAGCGGCUGGUCUUCUUCAACAAGUGCAGCCUCCUGCUGCACGCCCGGGAACACAAGGACAAGGGGCUGGUCAUGCAGUGCUCCCACCUGGUCAUGCGGCCCAUUGCCCUGGACCAGAUGAUCGGCCAGCCCGACAUCACCCCCUUGGUCUCGGUGGCCGCCCUGGGCGCUGGCAAAGUGGCGGCUGUGACUGCCGCUGGGGUGGCGCAGGAGGCCGUGGCCGCCGCCACCAACGGAGCAGCGUCUCAGGACCCGCCCGCCCUGCCCUUGAACGGGACCGCCGAGCAGAACACCACCAACUCCUGCCAGUGCCUGGAAUGCAAGGAGCAAUGCAAAGACAAAGCCGGGCUCACCGCCCACUUCCAGCAGGCGGCUGCCCCCUCCUCCUCCUGCACGGUGUGCAGCGCCUGUCCCAUGAUCAUGCCCAACCGCUGCAGCUUUGCCGCCCAUCAGCGCAUGCACAAAAACCGCCCGCCCCACGUCUGCCCAGAGUGCGGGGGCAACUUCCUCUUGGCCAACUUCGAGGCCCACCUGAAGGAGGCGUGUCUGCAUUUUUCUCGGAGGAUUGGCUACAGGUGCCCCAGCUGCUCGGUUGUCUUCGGAGGGGUGAAUUCCAUCAAGUCCCACAUCCAGACGUCCCACUGCGAGGUGUUCCACAAGUGCCCCAUCUGCCCCAUGGCGUUUAAGUCGGCGCCCAGUGCUCACGCCCACAUCUACACCCAGCACCCGGGCUUCAGCAACCAGCAGUCCAAGAUGAUCUACAAAUGUGCAAUGUGUGACACGGUCUUUACCCACAAGCCCCUGCUCUCCUCUCACUUCGACCAGCAUCUGCUCAACCAGAGGGUCAGUGUCUUCAAGUGUCCAGACUGCCCCCUUCUCUUUGCCCAGAAGCGGACCAUGCUGGAGCACCUGAAGAACUCUCACCAGCCCCAGAAGCCCAAGGAGGACCCUGUCAAGAAGCCCGUGGUCGCCCCGCUCACCCCCAAGCAGGAGCCGGCAGAAGAAGAGCCCCCGCCGCCUGCCACCAAGGUCUCAGAGUCGUCGUCGUCGUCGUCUUCGGAAGAUGAGGAGCCCCCCAGCUCCCCAGAGGUGCGCAAGAGCAAGAGGGGCCGCUUCCAGCGCAAGGGGGAGACAGGCGGCCGCUCCCGGAGCAACGGGUGGACCUGCGGGAUCUGCCACUCCUGGUUUCCCGAGCGGGACGAGUACGUCGUGCACAUGAAGAAGAUCCAUGGGAAGUGUGUGAAGAAGUUCCCGUGCCGUCUCUGUGAGCGCUCCUUCUGCUCUGCUCCCAGCCUGCGGAGACACGUCCGGGUGAACCACGAGGGCAUCAAACGCGUCUACCCCUGUCGGUACUGCACGGAAGGCAAGCGCACCUUCAGCAGCCGCCUCAUCCUAGAGAAACACAUCCAGGUGCGCCACGGGAUCAAGGUGACCGACGAGACCCGCAGCCAGGAGGUGCUCAUCACCCGCAUGGGUGCCAGGAACGCACAGGCGUCUGGCCGGAAGCGCAAGCUCUCCUCGGACGAAGGGGACUCGUGCAGUGAGGAGCCGGACAGCACCACCCCGCCUUCCAAGACCCCCAAAGGCGACCGGAAGUCCUCGUACCACUGCCGCAAGUGUGGCUACGUGGCCUCCACGGCGGCCGAGUUCCAGGAACACAUCCCACAGCACAGGACAGGCGAGAGUGCCCACCAGUGCCGGGAGUGCGGGCUCUGCUUCACCUCUCAGGUCUCCCUCAACCGCCACCGCUUCAUCACCCACAAGAAGAAGCGGGGCGCGGUGGCAGCGGAGGAGGGCAGUCCCCGGGGCGACCCCGAGGAGGGCUCCCCGCCGGCAGCCGGAGGCAAACUCUCCUGCACGGUCUGUGGCAAGGGCUUUGACACCCAGCUCAACCUGAAGACUCACUUCCGUACCCACGGGAUGGCCUUCAUCAAGGCCCGGCAGAACGUCGGGGCAGAGAACUAGCCGGGGCGAGGACCUGCCUGCCCGGCAUACGGGGCCGACAGCUGUAGGGAGAUGGUGGGGCGUCCCGACUCGCGGGCCUGGGGGUGUGCGUGUCAGCGCCUCGGCAUCCCACCUCACUUCUUUAAUAGGUUGGGUAAAUAAGCUGUGAUUGUGGAGGGUGGGUUGGAGGGAGCCUUAUUUAUAACCCUAGUUCGGUUGUCUCUGCUAUCCUCAGAACGGACUCCUUGUCUCGGCCAUUUUUUUUUUAACUUUUUGGUGGUUGGGGUUUUUUUUUGUAAACAGAGGAUUCAGUUUGGGGAAGGUUGCAGGGUUUGAAACCGUAUCGAAAAUGAGCAUUAAGUUUGACAGUCCGGCGUUGGACUCUCAGCCCCAACACAUGCUGGCCGGUUCUAGAUCGAGACGCAGCGACGUCUGUAUCUCCUCUGGUCCCUCUUCCUCGCUGGGAAGAAAUCCUGCUGGUUUUCUGUUAAUUUCUGUAAGAGACUUGCAACGCCUCACAAGGUUUCCUUUUUCUUUCUGAACGCCAGCGCAAAAUAGAGCAAACCAAUUGCCGUCUCCUGCUGCCUCCAACCUUUCAAUUUGGGGGUUUCUCUUUCUCUUAUUUUUGGAGCGGUUCGUUCUUUCUGCCUCGGCCUCACACCAGUUCUUCCUUCCUCCCUUCCUCCCAAAGAGGAUUUGCUCCAAUCCUGUCUGUUGCCCUUAAAUGUUUUCUUUAUCCAUUUUUACAUUCACAGCUGUAGAAAAGAAGUCAUACUUAGCUACAGGUUAGUGUCUCUGGUUCCCCUCACCAUUUUAAAUCAGAAUCAUGACUUAAGUUCUUGGUGAGGGGAGAAAAACCUCUGCUUUUCCCCACUUGCUGAUCAUAAAGUUAACUCCUUUUGUAUGUUCUUAUACUAACCUUUCCAAGUCAUUCCAUGGGGUAGAGUUUGUUUUUUUAAAAAAAAUUGUGUUGGAUGUGUAUUCCUUUUCGGGUCUCAAUGUGUGGAUUGGCUUCUUCUACUACACACAGUGGGGAUUUCACGGAACUAGAGAAGUAAUCACUUGCUCCCAGGUUCCUCCCCUCCCCUGGUUGGAAAAUGUACAUUUUUGAGGUGGUACAGGGUUGGAACAAGGGAAGGCGGAAGUCAAGGGGUGGGUGGUGGGCAGAGUCUCCAUCACACGUAAAACAGGUUAUCUCCAUAGAUCCAAGGAACACCAGAGUCCCAUGCUUUGAAUAGCUUGUGGAAAUGUAGCAUCAGCCACAGGGGGCCAUUUUGCACAGGAUGGAUUUAAAAAAGUCACUUGACUUUUUAUUUUUCUGUCUGCCAUUAGGGUGAUUAGGAAAAUGAAUGUGAAUCGAGGGAUUUGCCUGCCUGUCUGCCUGAACCCCCACUCUGGGUUGGUUUUAAAAAGAGACAGAGCGACUUAAGCAGCAGUCCUAAAUGUGUGCCUGAACGAAAACAGACAAGCCGAAACUCCACACUAGAUCUGUGGUGAGUGUGAGAUAGCCAUACCCUUUCAGACUGUGCGUGGGGGUUUGAACGCACGCUUGUGUGAAAUGCAGUCUUGUAUGUACGACAUGAGCAUGUUGGGAAGAAGGUUCUAGGUUGCCCUUUUCUGUAACGUGUCACUGUUUUGUGUUCAGGGAAGUGUUUUUAUGUGAGGAGCAAUCCACCGCUUGGAUUCCUCCUCUCCCAUUCCUGAACCCGGACAUAGUUGGGGUGCUUAGCAAUGGUUCCCAUGUUAAGAUGUCUCGAUUACUGUUCUUGGACCCCUCCCACUCUUGCAUGUGUUCCUGAAAUGUGAGCGGAGCGGUUAUUAGAAGCAGCACCCCUGAGCUUAAAGCCUUGCCUUUCAUCUUGGGUGGGGAAACGUUGGUUUCCCUCCGUCCCACCGGUUUGCACAGGUCCACGGUUCGCUUGGAAGUUCUCUGUCACACACCUCCUAAAUACAACCAGGUGCUCUUUUCCGUGCUCUUUUGCUCCUCCCGUUCAUUUUGGUGGGGCUCAUCAUGGCAGCGAACAUCUUGGCAGAUUGUGGCUCUUCCCUCUCCUGACAACUCCUGGAUAAGAUCUGUCCGUCUCCCACUCCUAGGUAGGCUGGCCUUUCAGCAGGGCCAACUUUGGGAGAGGGUGUUUAGUCUCUCUGGAGCACUGAUUUUGCUACGAAUCAUGGUUGGUUUUGAGUCUCUGCCUCCCCCCGUUUUCUUUUCUCUCCACAUCGGCUCCAGAGGACAUGCAUUCCUAGAUUUACGUGACCAAGGUGAGAUUUACACAUUUACCUUUAUAUCCUAAGAAAUGUCAAACGGAGCUGUACGUUUUGGCAAAGGUUAUGAAAGAUGUAUUUCUGUCCUUUAAGCCUCCCCUCCAGCUUCAGUUUCUUCCUCCUCACGCCAUCCAAUCAUGUCUGUGUGGGGCGGUGGGUGGAAAUUGCUACUUUUUUUUUGGUCUUAAGUAUUUGAAUUGGGAGCGGGGGGGCGGUGUUCCCCCCUCCCUUCCAACCAAUUGUGCACAAGUGAUUAUUUUUAGUAACAUGAAUUUCUUUGUUUUUGACUUGUCACUAAUGCUUAUUAACAAAGCGUGUGUCUCUAAACAAAUCUGUAACACAUACUUUAAAAAAAAAAGAAAAGAAAAAGGUUC
Messenger RNA from Hemicordylus capensis (graceful crag lizard), 6757 nucleotides. RefSeq names its product zinc finger protein 687 (gene ZNF687). The record is from RefSeq and is a predicted model, not a curated record. The transcript has 9 exons. Lineage: Eukaryota; Metazoa; Chordata; Lepidosauria; Squamata; Cordylidae. Bases 303 to 4139 code for a protein of 1278 amino acids.